GAACAUCUUUCCCUGAGUUAUUCAAGACCAGGAGCCAGUAUAUCUCUGUGGCAUCUGCUGGACCUGUCCUGCUUGGGGUGAAAACGCAGUAUGUCUGAAAGAACAGCUGCUGUGAAAAGGAGCAGAAGAAAAUGUCAAGUGAGACUUUGUGUAACUCAUAGCCCAUCUGAUGGACACACUGUAAGUAACCCUGACAAUGUGAAGACGUACUCUUCAUUUCACAGUGUGUGUGCUGGUGAAGAUUUGCUUGCUGACAGCAAAGACAAUGGAGUUCUUUAUCUAAAUCCUCAAACACCAAACUGGUGUCUUGUAGAGAGGUUUGCUGAACUUUCACCAGCAGAAGAGGUAAAGAUGCCCGUGAAGCAAGUCCACAGGAUGGCCAUGGGACCACGUUCCAAACACGCUGAGACCAAAAACAAACAUAAUGGAUUGGCAGACGCUUUAAAGGAGAAGGAAAUAAACUCUGUACAUGACUUAACAAAACAAAACAAGGACUCAGACCAACUGAGGACAGCUAAUCUGAAAGAGCUAGAUGCUGAGGAAUACUCUCCUAAUGCGGAUAGAAAAGGGACCAAAAAGAGACUCAGAAAAACUCCCUCUGCAAAUAAUUCACCUAAAAAAUGUAAAGACGAUAAAGUUCCACGAGUUUUGGCUGCAAUGAAAAGACGAAGUGCAGUGGACACUGAGGACCGACCUUUCAAAUGUACACACUGCCACUGGGCUUUCAAGAAACUCUGCAACCUCCAGAGCCACUUGCAAACACACUCUGGCCUCAAACCACAUGUGUGUGACAUAUGUGGCAAGGCUUACUCACAUCAGGGCACUCUGCAACAGCACAAGCAUCUGCACACUGGGGAAAGGCCGUAUCGCUGUACCUUCUGUGACAAAACAUACAUCUGGUCCUCAGAUUAUCGCAAGCACAUCCGCACACACACCGGCGAGAAGCCCUACAUCUGUGAAACAUGCGGCAAGGAUUUUAUCCGCUCCUCCGACCUGAGGAAGCAUGAGCGGAACAUGCACACCAACAACAAGCCUUUCCCAUGUACGCACUGUGGCAAGACCUUCAACAAACCUCUCUCCCUGAAGCGCCACGAGCGCAAGCACCUCGGAGAAAGGCCCUUCUCCUGUCCAGACUGUGGGAAAGCAUUCGCUCUAGCCAGCCGCAUGGCCGAGCACCAGAAGGUCCACAUGGGAGUGCGGCCGUUUGUUUGCUCCGUGUGCUCCAAGUGCUUCACAAAAUCCUCCAAUCUAACGGAGCACAAAGCCAUUCACAGUGGAGUGCGGCCUCAUAAGUGUGGAGAGUGCGGCGUGGCAUUCGCCAUGGCUUCCCGUCUGGUUCGUCACCAGUUCAUUCACAACAACCAGAAGCCGUACGGCUGCACGGGCUGUGGCAAGAACUACACCCACCUCACGCAGCUGAAGCUCCACCAGGAGCAGACCUGUGCCGGCAGGAUCUUUGUCUGCGUAGAAUGUGACAAAUCUUUCCAGUGUGCCACAAAACUUGCACAGCAUGUGGCGGAACACAACGAGAAAAAAAUGUGACCCCAACACAUUUGGUGUUUAACAUAUGAUGUUUAACCCAUAUGUCAGAAAUCUUCAUUCAGUAUAGAAGAGAUUAAAUGUAUUCAAUAAUUUAGUGAAAUGUAGAUAACAGUCCUGCAUGAGGGUAGGUUACACAAAAUGAUGUCUGCCAAAGCCCUGAAACUUUCAGGUUUCUUCUGUUUAUACUUUCGUUUUCCAAAAUCAGAUCAGGAAAUAUAGAAAGCAUUUGUCAAAUAAUGAUUACAUUUAUGAAUGGGAGAAAAGGCCAAGGCCACCUGGUCCUAUAAGAAAAUGUAGAGCCUGAUAUCUAAAUCUGACAAUGAGUUUUGCUGUGGUGGAAUUUUGGCGCAACUUUCUUUUCAAAAUUGUUUUUAUUGGUGUACUUUGGAUCAUUGUACAAGUAUGCUUGAACUUAAGAUUACUUAGUAGCUGGAUGUUUUCCUACAGUAUUUUUAGGUUGAGAGUUUUUUUCCAGGUUCAGUCAAAUACGACAUGUUGUCCAGGACCUAAAGCAGCGAAGCAGAACUUUAUACAUUCCAAAAAGUUCCACUUUUGCCUUUUCAGCUCAUAGAACAUUUUAUUAAAAGUCUUGGGGCUUCUGAAAAUGUCUUAUGGUGUUUUGUUCAGGUCAGCCAUGGUGUUAAUCUUGAAACUCUCCUAUGGGUGCCAGACAAGUGAGGCCCACGAUGUUUUAAAUGUUGUUUCUGUUUUGCUUUUUUUUCUGAUCCUUGGAUGAUUUACAGAAACACUGUUAGAGUAAUCCUGGAAGGCCGUCUACCCCUUCGCUGGUUUAUGUAACUCUUUCUAGACUGAUAAAUGCCACUGACUUUGUUUCUCAAGCAUUCUUGAAGUUUUGAUUGACCAAAGCCAAUCCAACUGGCUUGGUAGAAUUAGCAGCAAAAGAAGAUUCUGUUGAGCUUGACCUACUUUUUGAUAACUUUGAUUCUUUUUCUUGUUGUCAGACAGAUUCUAUUUAAGAGAUUUCUUGAUUCUUCAAGUCUGACAGAAAUAAAGAUAGAGGAAUUGAAAUAACUUACUGUUAAAUCCACAUUUAACAAAGAAUAAUGUUUCUUUUUCACACUGGGCCAGGUUGAUUUGGAUUGCCUCUUCCCCUUAAUAAUUGAAAUCAUUUGAAAACUGCUUUUUGUAUUUAUUGUUUAAUUUUAUUUAUUUUUUUGAUAAUCUGAAGCAUUCAAGUUGGACAAAAAAAGACAGUAAUAUGAAAAAAAGUACAGGAAAAUACUUUUUCACAGUGCUGCAUGUAAUUAGACUGUUUGUAUUCAUAAUUACAGAUAGAUAAAAAUUAAAACCUUACACACUCCUCCCCCGGUGGGGGUGGGUUCGCAUCAGGGCUAAAAAUUUCCACUAGCACAGCUCUGAUAUUGGAGCUGGCAGUGAUGUGAAACCGCUUAGGGACGUGUUAGGCUGUUAUUAAUGUGAGAAUCCACGUGUAGCUGAUCAUACGCACAACUUUUUCUCUUUGCAUCUUGGCUCACAAAUAAAGUAGCGCCAACUGACAUAGACUUGGCUUUGAAUAAUUUGUUCUGGCUUGAGCGUGGCAUCAUUUCUCUCUCUUGUAUCUAAAGGUACACGGAAAUCAAACUGUCCAUUCUGAACAGCAUUUCUUAUCUAAACAAAACUCAGAGAUACAGCAGCUGUUUUAAGAUGCGAGACGUUCUUCAAACUUUAGGCUAAAGAAAAAACAUCUUGUUUUUUAACCUGAAGGCUACUCACACUAACUGGGAAGUGAGGGGAGUCCAGUGAUUAGACUGUUCCUGCUGGUAGAGAAAUGCAUCUUACCAAAAACUCUACAUUAGCAACUUUUUCAUAAGACGAGACCUUACAUAGUGUUAGCUGUAGCAAUGUUACAGAGGUGGACAGAAAUACAAAUAAAAUUCAAGCUAGCACAAUGCAAAAUUGGACGUGGUCAACAACUAAAACACUUUAAAAUUCCUCUAAAGCUGCAGUAUAUAAUGUUUAUAUAUAUAUAUAUAUAUAUAUAUAUAUAUAUAUAUAUACAUAUAUAUAAAAAGAUUUUUUUACAUAUUCAUUGAAACUGUCAUUGUGUCAUGACAGUAUAGUAUGGGACAGGUAAUCGGUUAAAUAAAAGCCGAUUCCCAGAGCUAACUAGAAACAACCAGUCACAGCCAAGAGGAGGGUCUUAGUGCUGUCAAUCAUCCCUGUGCGUGCCCUUUUGCUCUCUGCUAUUCUACAUCUUCUCCCCAUCAGCAGUAUGCCAGGAAUUGGCCUAAACUAAUUAGGAAUUAGCCUUAGCUAUUUCCUAGAAAACCAUUUAUCCGAUGACGGUGAGUUUCUUUUCCACCAUUGGCGUAUUUAUCAGCACAUUCACAACGUUGAUUGUCAGCACUAAGACCCUUCUCCUGGCUCUGAUUGGUUGUUUUGGUCGGGAGCGGUGCACUUCUUCAGAUAAAGAUGGGAAUUCUCAAAGACAACUGUUGGUCAUGUUGUUUGCAAUGGGAGGUGGGGGAGUUGGGUUGUCACGUGAAGUAUUGAAAAUGUUUUGCAAAAUGUAGUGUCAAUGCUACCUUUAGCUAUGUCGCUUACAAGGCCAUUCAUUUUACAAGCAGAAUUAAAAAUAUAAUUUAUUCUAUUUUGUCUAAAUCUCAAUGUUAUAACUGUGCCACGCUGUUUCAAAUUCAGUGUAUUCAAAAUAUAUUGUCCACACUUUAUCAUCUGGUAAAUUUUACCUUCUAUCAUAUUGUGUCUUCAUUUUACUUAAGCAAUCAGAAUGUAAUAAAUAAAAAUUAAAGGAAGAGUUUGU
This is a messenger RNA of Poecilia reticulata (guppy), 4324 nucleotides long. RefSeq names its product zinc finger protein 648 (gene znf648). Lineage: Eukaryota; Metazoa; Chordata; Actinopteri; Cyprinodontiformes; Poeciliidae. Gene Ontology annotation, biological process: regulation of transcription by RNA polymerase II. The record is from RefSeq and is a predicted model, not a curated record. Gene Ontology annotation, cellular component: nucleus. Gene Ontology annotation, molecular function: RNA polymerase II cis-regulatory region sequence-specific DNA binding; DNA-binding transcription activator activity, RNA polymerase II-specific.